AUGACUCUCGGAACGAAAGCCAGUCCCAGCACUGGCGGUGCCUGUCUCAUCGCCUUGGUUCGAAGCUCUGGGUACUCGCAUUCGCAUACUGAGGUAAUCGAGGCCAAUGGCCUGUGCUUGUCAGCAAGACGACCUGGCAAAGCCGGUCGAUUCUUAUACAGGACUCGAUCUGCAAUCGUUCCUGGGCAUAUACUACGAUACUACGAUACUGCCUGGCGAAGGCGCCAGACACUACUACGGCGCAAGAGAUUGAAGGCCAAUGAGCACAUGUAUGCUGGGGGGCAUUGGGGGUACCGUCCCCGAACUGAUCUCGAAGGCCGUGGACACAUCCACUCCAGGAGCUCGCACCCGGAGUCCAUCGCAAGGCUGAACGUCGACUCUACUGAGAAGCUGACGGAAAGACUUCCAAAACGAAAGAGGCGGCGUUUUAUACCUAACCAUGGCCCCCCCCAAACCAUCUCUGGCUCUGAGUCUUGA
Molecule: messenger RNA, 477 nt
Organism: Ilyonectria robusta
Lineage: Eukaryota; Fungi; Ascomycota; Sordariomycetes; Hypocreales; Nectriaceae
Exons: 2
Coding region: 1-477 (158 amino acids)
Source: RefSeq, a predicted model, not a curated record